Molecule: messenger RNA, 420 nt
Organism: Linum tenue
Lineage: Eukaryota; Viridiplantae; Streptophyta; Magnoliopsida; Malpighiales; Linaceae
Source: the annotation of a GenBank genome assembly
AUGGUCAACUUGGAUUCCUUGCCGGAAGAAUGUUUCUCGGAAAUCCUGUCCCUCACAUCCCCUAGAGACGCCUGCAAUGCCUCGUUGGUCUCCUCGUCGGUCCGGUCUGGGAGAAGUUUCUGCCGCUGGAUCGUGAAGGGAUCGUAUGUUGGGAAGAAGCACUUCGCCUUGGCGGCAAGGGAGCUUUCAAUAGUUUGGGCCGACAAUCCCCUAUACUGGACCCAAAAACAUUAUCCAGCCAGAUUCCCAGAAGCGGUGGAGCUUCGGACCAUCUGCUGGCUCGAAAUCCAAGCCCACUUCCCAACCAAGUUCCUCUCCCCAGAUACAACCUACGCGGCCUACCUCGUGCUCCAGCUAGCCGACCGAGCUUAUGGGCUGGACAGCCCAUGUGUCGGUCAAAGUCGGGAGUUUCGAUGUUAA